AGUCCACGGCGGUAAUUUCUUUUAUCGUUUGGCUUUACUUCCCUCCGUCUGGGCUUUUCUGAGGCUGCGAGAGAUGGUCAGGUCCGGAUCUCGAUCGGGCCAGGUGAUAUCUUCAGUGAAACACACUGGGCCUGCUAAAUUAACAAAUGGAAAGAAAGGGACACAUUUAAGAAAGAUAUCACGUUUUAAUGCAGAUUCUGGCUAUCCUAUCCAUUCUGACUCAGAAAGUCAGACUGAAACUGUGCAAGGGCUUGAUGGUUGUGCUUCUUUGCUGCGGGACAUUUUAAGAAAUGAAGAUUCAGGUUUUUUAAUUUUUUAAAUGUCCUUUGCUAACCACCUUUUCUAAAUUAAUAAUUCUCUUAAUACAAAUGAAGUUUUGUUUUAAUUAUUAAUAGGUUCAGAAAUAGCAUAUUCAGAAAAUAGAUAUAAUCCCAGAUCUUUAGAAGGCAAAAGAUUUGGAUCCAAAAGAAAGGACAUGAAAAACAUGUUCCUUCAGGAGUCCGGAAAG
Messenger RNA from Lynx canadensis (Canada lynx), 508 nucleotides. Its product is annotated as coiled-coil domain-containing protein 14-like. The record is from RefSeq and is a predicted model, not a curated record. NCBI's taxonomy places the organism in Eukaryota, Metazoa, Chordata, Mammalia, Carnivora, Felidae. The coding region runs from base 74 to 319 and encodes 81 amino acids. The transcript has 4 exons. Gene Ontology annotation, cellular component: centriolar satellite. Gene Ontology annotation, biological process: protein localization to centrosome.